Molecule: messenger RNA, 3638 nt
Organism: Salmo salar (Atlantic salmon)
Lineage: Eukaryota; Metazoa; Chordata; Actinopteri; Salmoniformes; Salmonidae
Gene: cckbrb
Product: cholecystokinin B receptor b
Biological process (GO): neuropeptide signaling pathway
Cellular component (GO): plasma membrane
Molecular function (GO): gastrin receptor activity; neuropeptide receptor activity
Source: RefSeq, a predicted model, not a curated record
ACUCCAACGGGCGAGGCGCAGCGGCACGGCAGGGUCCCCAACCUUCCUGCAGUGCAGAGAUCCACUCAACUCAUGAACCCAUACUGGCAACUGACAACUUCAAGGAUACCGUGAAUGUGUUUAUUAGGAAACAAAAUAGGAAAAUCUACAGACAAACAUUUACUUUGGUUGGAGUAUUUUUUGAAAGAUUUAGGCUAUUUACACAUUUUUAGGAUUUCUAUGGACAGUCAUAUGACCACAGCAAAUGCUCACGAGAAAUAAUAUAAUGAGUACUUUUGACCUUUCUCUUUAACCCUCAAGAUGGAUUUACAAACCCUGAACGAGACCUCUGUGUUCUUGGAGUGUGUGGAAGCGCAAGGUGCUGCGUCAAAUGGAACGCCGAACUCCAGCCUGGAACUCACAAACAUCACCAACUGUGGAAACGCUUACGUGGUCCUCAAACCGCAACAUGUCAAACAGAAAGAGGUGGACUCGCUGCGUAUCCUGCUCUACUCGGUAAUCUUCCUCCUCAGUGUGUUUGGCAACCUGCUAAUCAUUGUGGUCCUGACGGUCAACAAGCGCAUGAGGACGGUCACCAACUCCUUCCUGCUGUCCCUGGCGGUCAGCGACCUGAUGAUGGCCAUCUUCUGCAUGCCCUUCACCCUCAUCCCCAACCUCCUGGAGGACUUCAUCUUCGGGCCCGCCAUGUGCAAGAUAGUGGCUUACCUCAUGGGUGUUUCCGUGAGUAUCUCCACCUUCAGCCUGGUUGCCAUAGCAAUCGAGCGCUACAGCGCCAUCUGCAACCCACUAAAGUCACGGGCGUGGCAGACCCGUUCCCAUGCCUACCGGGUGAUCACUGCCACCUGGCUGCUGUCCUUCAUGAUCAUGAGUCCCUACCCAGUCUUCAGCCACCUGGUCCAUGUCCCCCUGAAGGACAACAUCACCAUCGCACGCAUGUGUCGCCAUAUCUGGCCCCACAGGGAGGUGGAGCAGACCUGGAACAUGAUGUUGCUGCUUACGCUCUUUGUUGUUCCGGGUGUGGUGAUGAUCGUAGCCUAUGGACUCAUCUCCAGAGAGCUGUACCGGGGAAUCCAGUUUGAGCUGGGUCAGAAGACAUCAUCCCCCGGUCUAAAGAAUGGCCUGACCGGCACCGUGUCUUGCGGCAGCGACGACGGCGAUGGUUGCUACGUCCAGGUCUCCAAGCGUCCACACUCCAUGGAGAUGUCCACUCUGACAUCAUCUACAGCGAGCACAUCCAAAGUGGAGCAUGCCCGUAGCAACACCUCAGAGGCCAAGCUCCUAGCCAAGAAGCGUGUGAUCCGGAUGCUGGUGGUGAUCGUGGCUCUGUUCUUUCUGUGCUGGAUGCCACUCUACUGCGCCAACACCUGGAAGGCUUUCCAUCCAGCCUCUGCCCGCCGUGCCCUCUCUGGUGCCCCCAUCUCCUUCAUCCACCUUCUGUCCUACACCUCGGCCUGCGUUAACCCCAUCAUCUACUGCUUCAUGAACACUCGCUUCCGCCAGUCGCUGCUUGCCACCUUCGCCUGCUGCUGUCGCCCGCCCUGCCGACACCAAGGGCUGCGGGAUGGAGAGGAGGACGCAAUGGCUUUGGGGGUGUCCAUGUCCAAGUUUAGUUACACCACAGUCAGCACUAUGGGGCGUGCUGAGGGAGGGACCACUGACUGACUGGGGGACAGGGGAGACAAGAGAGAUAUGUUGUUAUGUGAUCGGUUUAGUCAUUUCUAUAGAGGAAAUCAUUAACCUGUGGUCAGUAAGUAUGGGGGAGAUUAGAUUUGGGCAGUAUCCAGAUUUUCAUACCUUCCUACCAUUCCUGUAUCAUACCGGGGUACAGAUUAUUACCGACAUUGCACACAAGGGGCGCUAGUUAUUUUCAAAAGCAAAAAAACAACACCAACAAAACAUUUAAACAAUUCUUAUUUUUUUACUCAUGAAACAAAUUUGGGCAGCAGGGAUCUUGAUCCAGGAGGGGAUUGAGUUAUUUAACUUAUAGGCAGUGGCGUAGCAUUUAGAUAUUUACGGUAUUCGAAAUCAUACCGUCGGAAUUUCAAAAUACACAGUCUAGAGGGAAAUCAACACAAGACCAUGACUGUAAUGCUAAUGUCAAGACCAAUUGGCUCAGAGAUGUAUUAUCUAGUUAAACUAACCUACCCUAUGUCAAUGGGUAGAUCAAACCUGUAGUCCAUUAAAAAGGGAAAAUACUCAUGAUCCAUGGAGAAUGCAUACCCAACAUACCCAAAGGAAAAGGACAAUUAUACAUUGUUUAAUAGUUGCAAAACAAAAGAAAAUAAUGGAAAUAUAAUAGCACUCUUUUUCAUUAGUAUUUGUCCCAAGUGAUGGAAAACAAUGUUUCAUUCAAUGGUAUAUUUAGCCUAUGUAGUUAUUUCGUUAUCAUCUGGGACUCAUUAAAACAGGAUAGGAUGGGAACUAAUAUUAGGGUGGAAUAAAAGGGUUAUGUGUUGGUAGGGGGGUGUAUUCCUGAAUGAUAAGCUAUGGGGUUGCAGUGCAGUAGCUUGAGGAACAGUAUUAGUAAUACCAUUUGCAAAGCUUCUACUUAUUUUCACAUUGCUUUGGGUUUUUACAAUGCUGAUUAUGUGCUUAUUAUUAGUGUUGUCAAUGUCCUGAUGAUGAGAAACUCUGUUGUGGACUAUAAGUGCGUGCCUGUAAAUGCUGAUCUUUCUUCGAGCAUCAUCUGUUUGCUGUGCUGUGGACUAUGUAUUUCAUGACGGACAUUGUAAAUACGGUGUUGCUACAUCAUGGUCUUAGCCAGACUGGAUUGGAUGUGGAUUGGAGGCCAGAGUCAACUGCGACCAAACCAACCCAACCUUACCGAAGACAGCAGCGAUAAUGAAAGUAAGUAAUGUGGGGUAUUAGGGAGGUACUGUUACUGUAUAUUUAGGCAGUCUGGAUCCAGCUCAUUUGUAAUCAUGGUAGACUGCCUUUGUCUCUUUUAGAGGUGCAUCCUUACUUUUUCAAAAACAGCUUGUUCUCUGCAGAAAACUGAUGACACAGCAACUUGUGUUGCAUAUCAAUGACCUGUUGUGUACAGUGUAUGUGCUCUGUUGCCAUCUAAAGCGCCAUGGUGUUCAUGUAUCCACUGCACUGUUGGUGUUUGUGUUGCUGCUAACAGGGUGUGUAAAGUUACUCAGCUGAGCAGGGGAAAGGUUCUGCAGACAUUACUGAUUGGCUUCAGCGUCAUCUAAACUGUCAAAAAUGUCCUGUAAUUCAUACAGUAAAAUACUGGCAGCACAGAAGCCUGUAGAUUUACAGGACCUUUACUAAAAUACCAAUUUACAGCAUAUUACUCGAACACCUGACUACAGCAACAUGCUGUAUUUCUAGAAUCUACAGUGUAUUUCUGGAAGCAUAGUGGUUAGUAACCUGUUGCAGAUAUACAGUGCAGGCAGCUAGUACCAACGAUGGGCAGUAUUUCUGUAACAUGUAUUUGAUAUAGGUAUUUCAAUACCUAUUUUGUAAUUUGUAUUUCACUGGCCUGAAGUACAAUUCAUGUAUUUUCUAACAGUUUAAUUAGUUGCCCGCUUAACUACAACAACAUUCUCGGUAAAGGUAACAUCAUCUUUUUACUUGCUAUGACUGUGUAUAUGUGACAAUAAAACAUAUACAUUGAGUGUACAAAACAUUAA